Messenger RNA from Misgurnus anguillicaudatus (oriental weatherfish), 2739 nucleotides. RefSeq names its product ALG9 alpha-1,2-mannosyltransferase (gene alg9). Gene Ontology annotation, biological process: protein N-linked glycosylation. Lineage: Eukaryota; Metazoa; Chordata; Actinopteri; Cypriniformes; Cobitidae. Gene Ontology annotation, molecular function: alpha-1,2-mannosyltransferase activity. The record is from RefSeq and is a predicted model, not a curated record. Gene Ontology annotation, cellular component: endoplasmic reticulum membrane.
UUUCAUCAUCAUUUUUUGCGUCAUUUUAUGUCUAUAUGAGUAACAUUACCAUUUUCACUAGUUUAAUUGUUUAAACAGAUAAUAGGCUAAUUAUAAGAACUAAUUCUCUAUGGCUCCCCAUUGAGUUUCCCUGUGUUCAGCGUAAUAAUGACGCCACGCGCAGCCAGUAGAAAACAUGGCGACGAAGGGACUCCGUCAACGCAACAGACGGGGAAGCAAACAAGAUGCCAAUAACGUAAACAACACACCUAGCACAGACAACCGAGCGACGAAAGACGACAAAUGUACCGAGGACAACAAGUCUAACGUUAGUGACCAGCGAAAUGAGUCAUCCAGUAAGGCAGGACAGGUGUGGGCUCCUGAGGGCUCCACAGCCUUCAAGUGCCUGGUUUCAGCCCGCUUUUGUGCCGCGUUACUCAGUAACAUCUCUGACUGUGAUGAAACCUUUAAUUACUGGGAACCAAUUCACUACCUACUGUACGGAACAGGGAUGCAGACAUGGGAAUAUUCCCCGGCCUAUGCGAUUCGCUCCUACGCGUAUCUAUGGCUCCAUGCACUUCCUGCCUACUUCCAUGCCAAAAUACUACAAACCAACAAAGUCCUUGUGUUUUACUUCCUGCGAUGCAUGUUAGCAUUUACCUGUUGUGUAUGUGAGCUCUACUUCUACAAGGCUGUAUGUAAAAAGUUUGGCCUGCAUGUGGGGCGUCUCCUGCUAGCAUUCCUUGUCUUGAGUGCCGGAAUGUUCUGCUCCUCUGCAGCUUUCCUGCCCAGUACCUUUUGUAUGUACAGUACAGUGGUAGCUAUGACUGGCUGGUUCCAGGGGCGCCCCAGUCUGGCUGUACUGGGUAUUGCAGCGGGUGCCAUAGUGGGCUGGCCCUUUAGUGCCCUGCUGGGCAUACCCAUUGCCUUUGACCUCCUGUUACUGAAGAGAAAGUGGAAGAGUUUUAUCCUGUGGACUCUGGUGGCGUUGGUGCUUUUUCUGGUUCCUGUUGUUUUGGUUGACAGCUACUAUUAUGGCAAGCUGGUAAUUGCUCCCCUGAAUAUAUUACUGUACAAUGUGUUCACCCCUCAUGGACCGGAUCUCUAUGGCACAGAGCCAUGGCAUUAUUACUUUGUAAAUGGUUUCCUGAAUUUCAACAUUGUAUUUGUGUUGGCCCUGUUUUCUCUUCCUCUCACUGCGCUUAUGGAGGCACUUCUGCAGAGAUUCAAUGUACAGAACCUCGGCCGGCCAUACUGGUUAACCCUGUCACCAAUGUACCUGUGGAUGCUGGUGUUUUUUACUCGGCCACAUAAAGAAGAACGCUUUCUGUUUCCUAUCUAUCCUCUCAUAUGUUUGUGCGGGGCUGUGGCGCUCUCCUCACUUCAGAAGUGCUAUCACUUCAUAUUCCAGCGCUAUCGUCUGGAGCACUACACCAUCUCCUCCAACUGGCUGGCUCUCGGCUCUGUGCUGCUGUUUGGAGUGCUCUCACUGUCCCGUUCUGUGGCUCUCUUCAGAGGCUAUCAUGCACCUCUGGAUUUGUAUCCGGAGUUUCACCGCAUUGCUAAAGACCCCACCAUCCACAUGGUUCCAGACGGCAGACCGGUUAAUGUUUGCGUAGGGAAAGAGUGGUACCGCUUCCCCAGCAGUUUCCUGCUUCCCAACAACUGGCAUUUACAAUUUAUCCAGUCAGAGUUCAGAGGCCAGCUGCCGAAGCCGUAUGCCAGCGGUCCUGAUGCCACCUGGAUACUCCCAGCAGACAUGAACGAUCAAAACCUCGAGGAAACGUCACGAUAUGUUGACCUAAAACAGUGCCAUUAUUUGGUGGAUCUGGCCACAGACAUAGAGGCCCCUCGAGAACCAAAAUACGCCGCUAACAAAGAGGAGUGGAGCGUUAUUGUUGAAAAGCCUUUUCUAGACACUACCGGGUCCUCGAGAUUCUUCAGGGCCUUUUUUAUCCCUUUUCUGUCUGAGCAAUACACCACCUACAGCAGAUAUGUCAUCCUGAAACCACGGCGACCCAAAAACACCCGAAAAAGAACGCAACUGUGAUGUCCUGCUCCUGCUGUCGUCAUCGUCAUCAUCAGCAUCUCUUCUAGUGCUUUGUCAUAAAGCCCCAAAUAUUCCUCCUCACAAACUCAGUCUGUGCAUACAUGUGUAUGCUUGUUUGUGUAUGUGUGUACGUUUUUUGUUUGGACCAAGUGUGGCAUUGAACCAUGCCGAGCAUGGAUGCCUUACCCAUUUUACCAAUAGUGACCCGAUCAUCUUUCUUCCAUUCUGCCUACUGUUCCUUUUUACGACGUAGCUUAACAUAAAUGCCUGCCCGGGCUUCUCGGCAUCCUUCAAACAGAAGAGUACUUUCUAGAAAACCCUUUAAGGACAACAGUCCAUCAUUUGCUAUGACCUUCCGUUUAAAAUCUCACAUCUGAUCUGGGACGUUGAACUGUACUCCAUGAAUGCAGGCCCAAACCAGAUCUCAUUUUGCAUCAUCGUCUGGUGUUCAACAGUAGACAUGAACUUCUCUUAAUUUGUCCUGUUUGAAGAACUGGUCCAAGGAAGUUGCACCCUCUCAGGAUGAAAGAUGCACCAAAAAACCUUUCUGUGCUUUGUUAAAGUGGACAUUGUGAAGUCAAGUUGCACACGUGGACAAUUAAGAGUUUACAUUCCAAAUCAUGUUUGUCAUAUUGAUCAUAUCAAUGUUAACUGUGAUUGAAUCAAAUAAAAAAAAUGAUUUAUUGAGUUUGGGUAUGCCAUCACAAAAA